UUUGACACUCGUUUCGUCGUUCAACUGUCGUUUACGCUCGCAUUAAUACAAGGUCUCGUCUUUCCAACAAACCGACAAAAUGAAGUUCUCCCAAGCCGUCGUUGCCCUGGCUGCUGCCACCGUCGUCUCUGCUCAGCUCCCAGACGUCCCACCAUGCUCCCUGAGCUGCUUCGUUGAUGCUCUCGGAAGCGAUGGCUGCAGUGACUUGACCGACUUCAAGUGCCACUGCUCGAAGGCAGAGCUCCCAUCUAAGAUCACCCCUUGCGUCAAGGCCGCUUGCCCUGUGGAAGACCAGAUCAAGGUCUCCAACGCUGUGGUUGACCAGUGCUCCAAGGCUGGCAACCCCAUCUCCAUCCCCCCAGUCGGAGAGUCCUCUUCCGAGCCAGCUGAGUCCUCCACCGAAGCUCCAACUGCCUCUCCAACCGAGUCCGAGAGCACCCCAGCUCCCAGCACCACUGCUGCUCCAACUGGCACUGGCUCCCCAUCCGGCACCGGCGCUCCAGGUGGCCCAUCUGGCACUGGCACCUUCACCAACACUGGUGUCCCAACCCAGUCCACUCCCAUCUACACCGGUGCUGCAUCCGGCCUUACCGCCAACGUUGGUGGUAUGGGAGCUGCCCUCCUCGCCCUCGCUGCCUACUUGUAAACAAUGUGACCCAAACCUAUGUCAAUUAAUAAUUAAU
Molecule: messenger RNA, 683 nt
Organism: Microsporum canis CBS 113480
Lineage: Eukaryota; Fungi; Ascomycota; Eurotiomycetes; Onygenales; Arthrodermataceae
Product: proline-rich antigen
Exons: 3
Coding region: 80-646 (188 amino acids)
Source: RefSeq, a predicted model, not a curated record